Molecule: messenger RNA, 456 nt
Organism: Rotaria sp. Silwood1
Lineage: Eukaryota; Metazoa; Rotifera; Eurotatoria; Philodinida; Philodinidae
Source: the annotation of a GenBank genome assembly
AUGACACUUGAAGAGCAAAUACAAGAGGAAUUAAUCCAACUUCAAGAGAAGCUACAGAAACAACAACAACAGGCUGCUGCUCAAGCAGAAGAGAAGGCAGCAAGUGCCAGCGCCUUGCCAACCGCUACUCGAUCAUAUACAAAGGAUAUAUCAGUCUAUGCAUGGGAUCAAAAUGAUAAAUUUGUCAAGGUCUACGUUCAAAAUCUGGACGGUGUCGGCAACUUACCCGAAAACCAGAUUCAAUGCUCGUUCGAAAAAAGUGGCUUUCAUUUACAAAUUCAAAAUCUAAAAAAUAUCAACUAUUCCUUGAAAAGAACCCAUCUUCUUCAUGAUAUUCAACCGGAUCAAUCGACUUUCAAAGUCAAAAAGGAUAUGGUCAUUCUGUCGUUACGAAAAGUCGAGUCGAAAAAUUGGGAAUGCUUUUUGCAGGACGAGAAGAAAGCACCUAUCAAGUAA